Syzygium oleosum is the source of this 2083-nucleotide messenger RNA. RefSeq lists its product as uncharacterized. The record is from RefSeq and is a predicted model, not a curated record. NCBI's taxonomy places the organism in Eukaryota, Viridiplantae, Streptophyta, Magnoliopsida, Myrtales, Myrtaceae. Bases 163 to 1935 code for a protein of 590 amino acids. The transcript has 8 exons.
ACAGUGAAAGAGCCUGUCCGCCCAUCCUUCAUUCCCAUCAUGGUCGUCACCUUUGUCCUUUUGUCUUUCUUGGGUCGAUCUUGAUAUCAUAGUUUCCAUCGGGUGCGUGUCGCAGCUCCACUCCGUUCUUUCUUUUCUUGACUCCCCUCCUCUCUCGUGUUCAUGGCUGUUUCGGCCUUCAAAUCCGCUUCAAGAAGAGGCGCCGCUCAAGCUUCUGCCUCCGCCGGCGCGGCGGCGCCGACUGCCGUCAGAGAAGCUUCCAGGGACGCCCAGAGGCGGGCCCCGCCCAGGAGAUCGAGGAGCGUGAGCGCCUCCUCCAGGGUCCCCUCGGACACCGAGUUCUUGAACAAGAGAGACAACCCUCUGUUCUGCAGCGGCGAUUCUCCGCCUGAAAACGGGACCUUGCCCGGGAAAUCGAUCAGGGGUGGUGGGAAUAUCGGGAAUCUCGAAUCGAGAGUAGGUGGGGCUAAGGCGGGAGGGACAAGUCCGGGCGUUGUGGAUGAGAGGAGGGGGAGAUCAAUCUCGAGGAAAGGAGGUGUCGGGUCGGAUUCGUCGGGAGAUAGGAGGGAUGUCGGUCGGAGCUUGUCGAGGGUCGACACGGGGCGGCGGGUCCGGUCGGUGUCGCGGAAUCCGGUUUCCAGGGGCCAUUUUGUUGGCUCCGAGAGUGAAGUUGAGCCAGAGCAUCAUUCAUCAACCAAGUAUAAGAGUAGUCGUUCUGAUGUUUUGGAUCAGAGGAAGGAUUUGAGGACUUGGACUAGCCAACACCCGAGUAUUCAGCCACCUGAUGAUUCCGCCACGAGUUUGUCUUCUUCGCAGUUUUCGCAUUGGGAAGAUGGAGUUUCAGUGGGUUCUUUUUCUGGAGUAGAGGAGAAGACCAUUAAUGCAGUCUCUGUCUCUGAACAAAUUAAAGCGGUGCGGGAGGAUCAUUUAGGAGGUGAUGCCUCUCCUAGCAGCAUUUAUGAAACAGUUCGAUCUGAAGUGAGACGAGCAAUCUCUGACAUUCAAACUGACCUUGAAACUGCUAUUCGAAGGAGCAAUACCUCUGCCAUUGGAAGCUCCAACGUUGCAGAUAUUCCCCCUGACCUUGUAAAUCCAGAAGCAGUUGAACUAGUCAUGGACAUCAGGAGAGAAUAUGCAGAAAAGCUCGAGGAGUCCCAAGAAAGAGCCAGAAAACUAAGAGCAGACUUGGCUGUUGAGGAGCACCGUGGGCAAGAACUGAGUAGAAUCCUGAAGGAAAUUCUCCCCGAUCCAAGAGCAUCUUCCGCACAAAAGUCUCGCCCGGGACGAAAAGGUAGCCUUGAGAGAAGAAAGAUGUCUAAACGUUUGACAGAAGAAGCCCUGGCAUACUUUGAUGAGUGUGUUUCACUGUCAACAUUUGAUAGUUCCGACUUCUCAUCGCCAGAAGAUCCACCACUCAAAUUAGUCGGCGAUGCUAACCCCUUAAAUGAAGGUGGAUCAGUUCGCGCAUCAAAUUUGAGCGUGUCAGCCAUGCAUACUCCAAGCGGUCAUGUCGAUGAGAAACAGCAAUCAUUCAUAGAGAAACGGUUCGAGCUUGGUGGCAAAUCCUCAAGAGUAGCUGCCGGCUGCAGUAAUGAAAAUUCUACCCCGGAGCCAGGUAGUUCUGAGAGUACUAACCGGGAACUGGGAUGGCAGUACAAAUUCUCUUUCUCAGGCGACACAUUCGAAUACUUUGACCUUCAACACGACAUCAGCAACUGCAUCAAAGGCUCGAAGAACCGCUCUAGGAAGGACGAUAGUAGCACGGCAAGUACAAGAAGCAAUUACUUCCAUGUCGAUGAGUACGACUACCACGACUCGAUGCAAAGCUUGUUGGCGGACAGAGUGACCCACAGAAACCGUUUGGAGUCUGGUGGUUUUCUUGUUUGUGGUGGAGGGGUCACACUAACAUUCUCUCCAUUUGGUUCUUUCAUCUGAGUCAAAAUGAUUGAGGAUCAGGCUAGCAGAAGUUCAUCAAAGAAGAGAGUAGCAAAAUCCGCCCAGUGAUGAUGUAAUUAUCUAAUAGCUGUCGUGGUUUGCAAUACAAGAAAGUAAUUAUGAGAGGCGAAAAAGGGUUUCCAAUCUC